Molecule: messenger RNA, 1425 nt
Organism: Salvelinus fontinalis (brook trout)
Lineage: Eukaryota; Metazoa; Chordata; Actinopteri; Salmoniformes; Salmonidae
Product: putative nuclease HARBI1
Exons: 3
Coding region: 472-1023 (183 amino acids)
Source: RefSeq, a predicted model, not a curated record
UACAACCAAGUCAUCGUUAUAAGGCAUCGCCCUCUUUUGCCCACCCCCCCAGCACCAGGUGUGGCCACUAGCCUAUAUGAAGGCCCAAAAUUGUGUGUUCCUUUCUGCUCUGACAAUGGCAUGCCCAUUCGUGCGAGAUGUGGUGGAUGAAGAAGCACUUGUGCUGAGGAGAGCCUUCAGGCGAGAAAGGGUCUUCAGGGACCGGUUGGACCCACUGGCCUUCCCUGAUGACCAUCUAUAUGAAAGAUACAGGUUUUCUGCAGAUGGCAUCAGGUAUCUAUGCAGACUACUGGGUCCCAGGAUUAAGCACCGCACUGCACGGAGCCAUGCACUGAGUGUGGAGCAAAUGGUUUGUGUGGCCUUGCGCUUUUUUGCUAGUGGAGCCUUCCUGUACUCAGUGGGGGAUGCUGAACAAGGCCACAAUUUGCCGCACAAUAAGGAGUGUGUGUCUGGCUAUCAAAGCAUUAGCAGAUGUCUUCAUCUCCUUCCCUGGCCACAGAAGACUCUGUGACAUCAAAGAGGAGUUCUAUAGGAUUGCAGAUGGUCUGCAAUGCUGACUGUGUGAUCAGCAAUGUUGUGGCAAAAUGGCCUGGCUCAGUCCAUGACUCCAGAAUCUUUCGGGCCUCUGAAAUCUAUCAGUGCCUAUCACAAGGUGAAUUCUCUGGUGUGUUGCUGGGAGACAGGGGGUAUGGCUGCCAGCCUUUUCUCCUGACACCUUUCACAGACCCCCAGGAAGCACAGCAGGCCUACAACCAUGCCCAUGCCAGGACCAGGGCCAGAGUUGAAAUGACCUUUGGCCUCCUGAAGGCACACUUUCACUGCCUUCACAAAUUAAGGGUCAGCCCUGUUAGGGCAUGUGAUAUUACUGUGGCUUGUGCUGUCCUCCACAAUGUGGCCUGCCUGAGGAAGGAGAGGGCCCCCAGAGUGCCACCAGCCAUGGACUGGGACAAUCCGGCAAUCUUCCCUGAUGACGACAGUGGUCGGCUGCUGAGGGACCAAUAUGUGUUGAAUUAUUUUAGUUAGUAUGUGUGCUUUCAAUUUUGGUUAAAUAUGUCCUGCGGUGGCAGAGGAAUUUGGGUUUUUUUGGGUUCGUUUUUUUACGAAUUUGGCCUCUUAUGAUGUUUGUGCGGUAUACUGUGUGUAAUACAAGGCUGCAGGGAGGCUACUGCAUCCAUUCAUUUGUCUGUUCAGUUGAUGUGUAUGGAUUUGUCCUGCAUUUAUUUUAGUGUGCAGACAUGCAGGGUGUGUUAUAUACAGACCUUUGAAUGUGUAUGUAUCAUUUUGUAUAAUAUGCUUGGAUUCUGUGCUUUCCAUCUUAUAGAGUCACUGUGACUUCAGUUUCGAAAGGAGCUGAUGGUUUACCUGCUUUGUUUUGUCCUUAUUCAAUAAAGGAACAUAAUGUUACACAUUGUGUUUUUAUAUUCA